AUGUCGGAAGGCAGAACCAGUUUUGACGAAUCAAACCAAGGGGUUUGCAAGGUAUGCGAUGGAAGCGAUAACUCACGGAUAAUCCAGUGUGACAAAUGCGACGACUGGUUCCAUUUCGACUGCGUGGGGGUAAGUCAAGCUGUAGAGAAUCAAGAUUGGCUCUCAUCGGACUGCUAUGGGAAGCAGCAUGCGAAGAACAAGAAAUCUACGAAACCAACUCCCCCAACGGUACCGCCCUCUUAUUAUAUGAUGCCACCCAAUGCGCCAAUGCAAUUAAAUACUUCUUUGCCACCAAUGCCACUGAUACAAUCAUAUCGUCUGUUAAAUCCGAGUAUUUCGUCGUUGGGAGUGAACUACUACGACCGUUGUUACACAGUGCCAUCCAGUUUCAUUCAGCCCAUUCCGUCAGUGCCCUAUCCAGUUGUGUCUAGUGAUGUGCAACCAACUACCAUUCCAAUAGGAGGACAACCUAAAGAGCUGCCGGAGCAACUGCAUCCACGAUUUCCUCCGAAGACCAAGAAACAAGUUUUGGAGGAUAACAUGAGCCAGUAUUCCGAAGUCAGUUCCAGAAGGUCCACCAAACAGAGACAGUUGAAGUUGCAACUGCAAAUGUUGGACGACGAACGGAAACUACAGGAAGCGGAAGAAGCAAGCAAACGCGAGUAUAUUCACACCCGCAACCAGCUGAUGAAGGAGAUAGUCAACGAGGAGGAUUCGAUUGUGGAUGCUGAUGAAGGACUGUCAGAUGAACGAGUAGCGGAAUGGCUUAACGACGAGGCUCCUGCAGAAGUUCCAGUUUCGCAGAACCAACGUCAGCUACCGGUAUCCCAGUCAGUGGUUGUUCCACAACUAACAAAUGUGUGGACGUCGGUCGGACAGAUGCAGAUCCAGGACCGAGUGAAGAAAACUGGUCUGUACCCGACUGAGAAUCCCGGGAUCAGACGAACGAAUGUCAACCAUCAAUCGACCGCGAUGCCCUCAGGUUAUGAAAACGGCAGCAACCUAACACAUAGCCAAGUCGCUGCUCGACAAGCCGUGUCACGAGAACUCCCAGUAUUCAGCGGCUCGCCGGAAGAAUGGCCGUUGUUCUACUCCACGUUUACGACAACGACCAACAUGUGCGGCUAUACCGCAAAGGAGAACCUAAUGCGGUUGCAGAAGUGCUUGAGAGGGAAGGCGUAUGAAGCAGUGAAGUGCCGCUUGAUGCAUCCGGCUAAUGUUGUUAGUAUCCUGUCCACAUUGAGGAUGUUGUACGGGAAUCCCGAGAUCAUCGUGCAGAAUUUGAUAUCCAAGAUCCAGUCAACGCCAGCGCCGAAAGCGGGCAGAUUAGAAACACUCAUCGAGUUUUCCCUUGCAGUGCAGAACCUUUGCGCAACGAUCGAAGCUUGCGAGCUGGAAGAGUAUUCGUACAACGUUGCUCUUUUACAUGAGCUUGUAGAUAAGCUACCUUCAGGGUUCAAGGUGGAUGGGGAGACAUGCGGCGGUACGACGGGCAAGACGAAUCAUCAAUCCAAUUCGAAUCGAUUUCAGGCUAACUCUAAGGAGUGCCUGGUUUGUAAGGGAAGUUGUCCUAAUGUGGAGAAAUGCCAGCGGUUCACUGAGCUUGGAUACAACUCUAAAUGGGCAACUGUGAAAGAGUUCGGGUUAUGCCGGAAGUGCCUACGGAAACAUAAGGGACCGUGUAAGUCAAAGCAAGUUUGCGGCACAAACGGUUGCACUUUCAAACAUCACCAACUGCUCCACAACAAUCAACGUGAAGGAGCGCUGCGUUCCGGUAGUAGGGAUUCGCAUUCCGCCACGGUGGCACAAGACACAUCUGUACGCGAAUGCAACGCUCAUCAUAAGGCCACGAACAAGGGACUGUUCAGAGUUGCUCCGAUCGUCAUCCAUGGCCCGGUUAAAUCCAUCAAAACUUUCGCAUUUCUCGACGAUGGGUCCUCACUAACUCUAGUGGACGCAUCGCUAGUGCAAGAGCUGAAGCUACAAGGAACGCCGGAACCGUUAUGCCUUAAAUGGACAGGUAACAAGCGGCGGAUGGAAAGUGACUCAAUGAGGUUGGACCUCGAAGUUUCUGGAACGGGAGAGGUUCAGAAGAAGUAUCGCCUUGCAGGAGCACAUACUGUUGCUAGCUUGGAUUUGUUUCAUCAAACGCUAGACACGGAGUUGAUGUGCAAAGAAUAUCCCCAUCUACGAGGAAUCCCCAUCGAAUCGUACAUAAAUGUACAGCCUCGGAUCUUGAUCGGAAUCGAUAAUGCCAACCUGACAUUCCCACUGAAGGGAAGGGAAGGCAAGAUGUACGAGCCGAUCGCAACGAAAACGCGACUCGGAUGGAUUGUUCACGGAGGUUCGAACACCGGAGAGGCUGUUGUGGGUCAUCAUAGCCAUAGCGUUCAGACAUGUCCAUGCAGCGAACGAUCCGAUGGUAUGUUGCAACAAGCCGUACGUGAAUACUUUUCUCUGGAUGGACUGGGAAUUUACAGACCGGAGAAGCAACUUUAUUCCGUGGUAGACCAGCGUGCGCAGCAGCUUAUGCAGUCAGCGUCAAAGACAGAGAGUGGGCGAUAUGAAGUUAGCCUGUUAUGGAAGUUCGAUGAAUUCCGACUACCCAACAGCAAACCUGUAGCUCUACGACGCUUCCACUGCCUAGAGGCCAGAAUGAAGAAACAGCCGGAGUUGGCCCAAGUAUUGCGGGCGAAGAUCGAAGAUUAUCGUUAA
Topomyia yanbarensis is the source of this 2715-nucleotide messenger RNA. RefSeq lists its product as uncharacterized. NCBI's taxonomy places the organism in Eukaryota, Metazoa, Arthropoda, Insecta, Diptera, Culicidae. The record is from RefSeq and is a predicted model, not a curated record. The transcript is spliced from 4 exons. Bases 1 to 2715 code for a protein of 904 amino acids.